UUUGACAGUGUUCUCAUGCUGCCGCUGCCACCUUCUCGGUCUGAAGAUAUCAUUUCAACUCUAACACAGCAUGAUCGAAACAUAUAGUCAAACUGCUCCCCGCUCUGUGGCCACUGGACCACCCGUCAGUAUGAAAAUUUUUAUGUAUUUACUUACUGUUUUUCUCAUCACCCAGAUGAUUGGGUCAGCACUCUUUGCUGUGUAUCUUCACAGAAGACUGGACAAGAUAGAAGAUGAAAGGAAUCUUUAUGAAGAUUUUGUGUUCAUGAAAACGUUACAGAAAUGCAACAAAGGAGAGGGGUCCUUAUCCUUACUGAACUGUGAGGAAAUUAAAAGCCGGUUUGAAGCCUUUCUCAAGGAUAUAAUGCUAAACAAAGAGAUGAAGAAAGAAAAUAGUGUUGCAAUGCAAAAAGGUGAUCAGGAUCCUCGAAUUGCAGCACAUGUCAUAAGUGAGGCCAGUAGUAACCCAGCAUCUGUUCUCCAGUGGGCCCCCAAAGGAUACUACACCAUCAGCAGCAACUUGGUAACCCUCGAGAAUGGGAAACAGCUGGCCGUUAAAAGACAAGGACUCUAUUAUAUCUAUGCCCAAGUCACCUUCUGUUCCAACCGGGAAGCUUCGAGUCAAGCUCCAUUUAUAGCCAGCCUCUGCCUGAACUCGCCGAGUGGAUCCCAGAGAGUCUUACUCAGGGCUGCAAAUCCCCGCAGUUCCUCCAAACCUUGUGGGCAACAAUCCAUUCACUUGGGAGGAGUUUUCGAAUUGCAUCCGGGUGCCUCGGUGUUCGUGAACGUGACUGACCCAAGCCAAGUGAGCCACGGGACUGGCUUCACGUCUUUUGGCUUACUCAAACUCUGAACGGUGGCCCCUCGCAGGCCGCGGCUGAGCUCACGCUGGUGGUCGUCGUAGUACAGCAAAGCAUUUAAGACCACCCCCUGUUGAACUGCCUAUUUAUAACCCCUAGGACCCUCCUCGCGGAGAACUAUUUAUUAUACACCCCAAGGCAUGUAGGGCUGCGAGAAGCGCAUCGCGGGGCCGAGCAGCCCAAGCAGGCCCCGUUCGGUAAGAGUUUCUAUUCUGAAGCAGCAAGCCCCACUGAGGCAGACGUCCAGAGAGCCCCAUGAAAAGACGAGACCAUUAUGCACAGAUUGAAUUUGGAGUAAAGAGCAGAUAAUCAGUCAAGUUCAGUUUUGUUUCUUUGCAUGCAGUGUCUUUCCGUGGAUAAUGUCUUUGAUGUAUCAGUGAAGCUGCAGAAGGGGAACAGGGAGCCUCAGCUCACGUUCAAUCACAUGCUUGGCUCCAGGUCCCUGUGCGCCCCCCACCCCCCAUGGAGGGGGCAGGCUCUAGAAAGUCUGAUGCAGUGGAGAACUGAAAAACUCUGCCCCCACCAGCCUCCGCCCUCUCGACACUCAUUCUCUCCCUCCUCCGCCCCCUCGUCCACACAGGCUGUUGCGAAUCGGUUCUCUUACUUCAACCCGGUCCCGUCUCCACCACCGUAGGUGGGAGGAGCGAGAGGGGCAGAAGCUGUAAGUCUGCCCACUCCUCCUCCCGAAAUGACUGUAUUUAAAGGAAAUCUCUCGUAUCUACCUGCAGUCUCCAUUGUUUCCAGA
Molecule: messenger RNA, 1605 nt
Organism: Hyaena hyaena (striped hyena)
Lineage: Eukaryota; Metazoa; Chordata; Mammalia; Carnivora; Hyaenidae
Gene: CD40LG
Product: CD40 ligand
Exons: 5
Coding region: 71-853 (260 amino acids)
Biological process (GO): immune response
Cellular component (GO): membrane
Molecular function (GO): tumor necrosis factor receptor binding
Source: RefSeq, a predicted model, not a curated record